AGUCCAGAAAACGCUGCCGUUCUGACCAUGGGAUACACGUGGCAAACCGUUCACUCCUUCCUCAGCCUUCUUCCUCUUAAGCGCGAAAGGAACUGUGAGACGCCAAGCAGAUUUUCGUCGUCCAUGGCGAGUCGCUCGAUUAUCCCCCAUCUCAAACGCAAUGGCGGCGAUAAGCUUGCCGGCGCCACGUGGCGGCGGAUAAUAAAUUCAGGUGCUUCCCCAGGUUACGCGGUGGAGAAGCCACGUGUAAAAACUGCUAUUGCUAGUAGCAGGGUAAGUCUAAAGAGGAGCAUUCUGAGGUUGAAAUCACCGACGGAAAGCACAACGACGGUGCUCCAAAAUUGGGCGGAUUCGGGUCACAAGGUUGAAAUUUCGGAUCUCCGGUACAUUUCCAAUAUUCUCCUCAAAACUAGUUGCUACAAUCAGGCGCUCGAGAUGUGGACAUGGAUGGAAACUCAGAAAGGUUUACAAAUCUCAGCUGCUGAUCAUGCCAAUAAAUUGGAAUUACUCAUCAAGGUCCGGGGUUUAAUGGCAGCUGAAGAAUACUUCGAUCGUCUACCCAACACUGCUUCACAGAAAGCAGCCUGUCUUCCUCUUCUUAAUGGUUAUGUAAAAGAAAGAAACGUUGGAAAAGCUGAGGCUUUCAUGAGUAAGCUGACUGGCUUGGGGCUGACCCUGGGCCCCUAUCUAUUUAUUGAAAUGAUGAAGCUGUACAUGGCAACAUGUCAGUAUGAUAAAGUACCUCUGGUUAUUAUGCAAAUGACACGAAACAAAAUACCCAAAUAUGCACAAUCCUACAACCUUUGGAUGGAUGCUUGUGCCAAAGCAUCUGGGGUUGCAGAAGCAGAGGCCGUCUACAGAGAAAUGCUGAGUGAUGAGAAUGCCAAAGUGGGGUGGUCCACACUAUCUACUUUAGCUAAUAUUUAUGUCAAAGCAGGGCUUGUUGAGAAAGCAGUUGCUGCACUAAAAAAUGCAGAAGCAAAGCUGUCUACAAAUAACCGCUUUGGUUAUAUCUUCCUUAUGACUCAAUAUACAUCUUUGAACAGUAAGGAUGACGUUAUUCGGCUAUGGGAUGCCAGUAAAGCAGUAGGUAAGAGACUGAGUUGUGCCAAUUAUAUGUGCAUAUUGUCGUGCUUGGUUAAGCUAGGUGAUCUAGUACAAGCUGAGAGGGUGUUUAUGGAAUGGGAGUCCAACCGUCAGAAGUAUGAUAUUAGAGUCUCCAAUGUCCUUUUAGGUGCUUACAUGCGGAAUGGUUGGGUGGAAAAAGCCGAGUCAUUGUAUAUCCGCUCAUUGAAGAAAGGUGGGUGUCCCAAUUACAAGACAUGGGAAAUUCUAAUGGAGGGGUGGGUGAGAAGCCAUAAGAUGGUAAAGGCCAUCAAUGCUAUGAAGGAAGGGUUCGCAAUGUUAAAAGAUUGUCAUUGGAGACCAUCCCAGAGUAUUCUUGUGGCCAUUGCUGAGUACCUUGAGAAGCAAGGGAAAUUGGAAGAUGCGACCAACUUUAUUAGAGAUAUUCAGGAUAUGGGUCUUGCAAGUUCACCAAUAUAUAAAUCAUUGCUUAGAAUCCACCUUUCUGCCAAGAGACCAGCUAAUGACAUCCUUGAAAUGAUGGAUAAGGAUAAAAUUGAGAUGGAUGAUGAGAUUUCUUCCCUUGUUCAAGCAAGUGAAAUUGAUUCCAGGAAUUUCAAUUUCUGCUCUGGGUCUUUGGGAUGAGAGAGAUUCUAUUAUUGAGGAAAGAAGCUGACUUAUGUUCCCCGGUAAAGAUUACCGAGGCAAAGUGAAAUGCUCUGCUUAUACUUUUUAUAAAUUUGGCAGCAUUCUUGUUUAA
Molecule: messenger RNA, 1825 nt
Organism: Theobroma cacao (cacao)
Lineage: Eukaryota; Viridiplantae; Streptophyta; Magnoliopsida; Malvales; Malvaceae
Product: Tetratricopeptide repeat (TPR)-like superfamily protein
Cellular component (GO): mitochondrion
Molecular function (GO): protein binding
Source: RefSeq, a predicted model, not a curated record